Molecule: messenger RNA, 591 nt
Organism: Amoebophrya sp. A25
Lineage: Eukaryota; Dinophyceae; Syndiniales; Amoebophryaceae
Source: the annotation of a GenBank genome assembly
GUUGACGCUAGUCGUGACGAGGCAGGGAAGUUAAGGCUUGGCGAUUGGGAAUCUUGUGCGAAGCCAAUCUAUGACAGGGAUAGAAGGAAGGAAGUGGCUGUCGCGGAGUUAUGUGGUCCGAAACCACGAGCAGCGCAGAGUGCGGAAGACGCUCAAGCACUGGAAGGCUGGACCGCUUGUUCGAAAGAGGUAAUUUGUUAGAGAUCUGCUGAGCUUUCAGCUUUGCUCGACUUCUUGAGAUUUUCGAAGCAGUGAUGUCCUAAAGAACAGCACAAUGAUCAUGCUUCCUCUUUUUUGAUUCGAUUUCGAACGAUCCAAGUACGUAGUCACUCAAUGCAAAGAAAUAAGCAUCAAAAUUGAAUUUGAACUACCUCCACCUAUAUUUAUUAAAAGCAACAGGCUGAAACAUCCGCUGACGUCGACGAGAGAGCUUCUGCUGAACGCGCGGCAUUUGCCGCUUCACGUGCAGACGAGGCUUACGGUGAUCUUCCACCUCCCGACGACUCUGCUAUCGCAAAGCAACGCGCACAGUUGGAUACCGAAAUCACUGGUGGCGUGGAGUACGACCUUCCACUUUACCGGGUUUCGGAC